UUUCGUUCCCUCAGGGAGAGGAGAGAAACUUAGACACACACACGCACACGCACAGAGAGAGAGAAAGGGAGCUGAGAAGUGAGAGGAAACCCUAACCUCAUCGAUCGAUCUCCUCUCCUCAUCCUCCUCCACCGCCGCCUCCGCCGCCGCCGCCGAGGUCCGCCGGGAUGGGGUCGGUCCAGACGCCGUCGGAGGAGACGAUCUUCCGAUCGAAGCUCCCGGACAUCGCGAUCUCGAGCCACCUCCCCCUCCACGACUACUGCUUCGAGCACAUCGCGGAGUUCGCGGAUCGCCCCUGCCUCAUCGACGGCGCCACGGGGGCGAUCCACACCUACGCCGAGGUCGACCGCACCUCGCGCCGCGCCGCCGCGGGGCUCCGGCGCCUUGGCGUGCGCCAGGGCGACGUGAUCAUGAACCUCCUCCGCAACUCCCCCGAGUUCGUCUACGCCUUCCUCGGCGCGUCGCUGCUCGGCGCCGUCGCCACCACCGCCAACCCCUUCUACACCCCCGCCGAGAUCCACAAGCAGGCCACGGCCGCGGGCGCGCGGCUGAUCGUGACCGAGGCGUGCGCGGUCGAGAAGGUCCGCGAAUUCGCCGCCGAGCGCGGGAUCACGGUCGUCACGAUCGACGUCCGAUCCGAGGGUUUCGUCCACUUCUCCGACCUCCUAGCCGACUCCGACGAAUCCGAGCUCCCGGAGGUGGAGAUCCACCCCGACGAUGUGGUGGCGCUCCCCUACUCCUCGGGCACUACGGGGCUCCCCAAGGGGGUGAUGCUCACGCACCGGAGCCUCGCCACGAGCGUGGCCCAGCAGGUGGACGGGGAAAACCCCAAUCUCUACUUCCACAAGGACGACGUGAUCCUCUGCGUGCUCCCGCUCUUCCACAUCUACUCCCUAAACUCGGUGCUCCUCUGCGGCCUACGCGUCGGAGCGGCGAUACUGAUCAUGAAGAAGUUCGACAUGGUGGCGAUGAUGGAGCUGGUGCAGAGGUUCCGGGUGACGAUCGCGCCGUUCGUGCCGCCGAUCGUCGUAGAGAUCGCGAAGAGCCCCCUCGUCGAUGCCUACGACCUGUCCUCGAUCCGGAUCGUCAUGUCCGGCGCCGCCCCCAUGGGGAAAGACAUCCAGGACGCCUUCCGGGCCAAGAUCCCCAAUGCCUUCCUCGGCCAGGGCUAUGGUAUGACUGAGGCAGGGCCGGUGCUAUCGAUGUGCCUGGCAUUUGCGAAGGAGCCAUUCGCGGUGAAGUCGGGCUCGUGCGGGACUGUCGUGAGGAACGCUGAGCUGAAGAUCGUCGAUCCAGACACCGGUGCGUCCCUUGGCCGCAACAAGCCUGGUGAGAUCUGCAUCAGGGGAGAGCAGAUCAUGAAAGGCUAUCUCAAUGACCCUGAGGCCACAAAGAACACCAUAGACAAGGAAGGAUGGCUCCACACUGGAGACAUCGGUUUCGUUGACGACGAUGAUGAGAUCUUCAUCGUCGACAGGCUUAAGGAGAUAAUCAAGUACAAAGGGUUCCAAGUUCCGCCGGCCGAGCUCGAAGCCCUGCUCAUUACACACCCGAGCAUCGCCGACGCCGCGGUUGUUCCUAUGAAAGAUGAACUUGCUGGGGAAGUUCCUGUUGCAUUCGUUGUCCGGACCAAGGAUUCCGAAAUUACGGAGGAUGAGAUCAAAAAAUACGUCUCGCAGCAGGUGAUCUUCUACAAGAGAAUUGGCAAGGUGUUCUUCACCGACGCCAUUCCGAAGGCGCCGUCGGGCAAAAUCCUGAGGAAAGAUCUGAGAGCCAAGUUGGCAGCUUAAGUUAUGCUAUUGUUGGUGAAUACAUUGUCUCCGCAAAUUGGCGCACCACCGACUGAUCUCAACGGUUUCGCUCUUCGUCUCUGAUCCUCUCCGCUGAAGCGAAAAGAACAAGAGAAAAAAAAAGAACGAACUUGUAAGAUUAUUGUUAAAAUAACCUUAUAUAGAAGAGUUUGGAGUUAAUUCUUUCAGACAUUGGCUUUUUAAGCGGUCAAAAUUAGGGGCAAUUCGUUCUCCUAAUCGAGCUGCUGCGAACGAUGUUUAUUCUUCGUUGGUUGUGUUUGUAAUGUUCAUAUAGAUUGAUGCUCAUGAUUCUGUGGCAUGUCAAUGUGGUAAUAGUGGACACUCCAAAUAUUUAUCGAUAAUUUCGCAAAUAAUCCAUUUCACUGUGUAA
Molecule: messenger RNA, 2181 nt
Organism: Ananas comosus (pineapple)
Lineage: Eukaryota; Viridiplantae; Streptophyta; Magnoliopsida; Poales; Bromeliaceae
Product: probable 4-coumarate--CoA ligase 3
Exons: 5
Coding region: 168-1790 (540 amino acids)
Molecular function (GO): CoA-ligase activity
Source: RefSeq, a predicted model, not a curated record